AUGUAAAGCUAAUCUACUAGUGUUGUUUAGAAACUCAAAAAUGAAGUUCUAUACCAUCUAGACAUUUUCGGAUAAUAACCUAAUUUUACAAUACUCAAUCGAAGCAAAUAUCCUUCAUUACUUGGUCUUCUAACUUCUUUAAUGAUAUGUGCAUUAGGAUUUUAUUUUUUUCUCACAGAAGUAGUUACUAUGAUUUCGUAAUCCAAGCCAGCGAUUUAUCAAACAGAAUUAUCUAUUUCUAAUACCGAAGUAAAAGAGAAUGUUUAAUUAGCCAUUUUUGCUAUAUAAUGAUAACUUCACAUUGGCAAUCUCAAUAGUAAAUCGAUUUUCAGAGCCCAUAAUAGGAAUUGAUCGAUAUUUCAACCUUAAUAUCAGUUAAUGCGAGAGAUUAAGAAAUAUAAAUAAAGAUUCUGGAAAAAUAUCUAUUGAUUUAAAGUAACAAUAACUGAAAAUAUAAGAUGCACAUAAUUACCAAUCGAACCAUGUAAUAUGUCACAUUUUACAACAGAUAUAUAACAGGAGUACUUUUCAAUUAUUAGAAUGGGAGGAAUCUAAUGUAUUAAUAGAAAAUACCAAGAAGAGAACCCUUUAGUAAACAACAUCUUUAACUUCUUAGAAAUUAUAAGGCUUAAUUACAUCCAAUGCAUUCAGAUAUAUAUUCAUUUAGUUUUCUGCUUGUCAUAAUACAAGUUUGUCUCAGACUUGUGCAUCGUAAUAGGAAAUAGAAAGUAUCUUAGAAUCAGGUCACUACAAUAUAUACAAAAGCGAUUACCUGACCAAACUAGAUCGACCAGGAUAGCCUUUUCAAGAAUUCAUAACAAAUGAAUUUACAAGUUUUUCUUUAACCACUUCUAAGACUAUUUCUUAAAGAUAUAAAAUCUUAGAAACUUUUACAGAUGAAGGAUUAAUUUGGGAAUAAAUUUCGGUGUAAUCAAACAUAUAAUAAAGUGAAUGGAGAGAGAUAUCUGAAUUUUAUAAUAAUCAAUAUUUGAUUGUUCAUUAUAUUAUGCUAGAUUAUAAAUAAACAAAUAACAUUAGAACUUAUGUUAAAUUACAAACAAUUUUAGGAAAACUAGGAGGAAUAUUUUAGAUUGCAGUUAUGAUUGUCGCGAUUAUUUUACGGCCUAUUAUUGAAAAUUUUAUGAAAUUAGAAAUGGUGAAUAAUCUUUUUAAUUUCUCAGAACAAUGUAGAGAUACCAAAGUUCAAAUAAACAUGACUAAUAAUCAGUAAUCAAAUCAAUAACUCACAAAAAGAAAUUUGAAUAGACUAAGCCAAUCUAAUUUGGAAACUUGGUUAAUAAUCUUUGGGUGUAAGUAAUUUAAAAAAUAAUAAUUUGUUUUUGCUAAAAACAAAGUUAAUAAGAAUUUAGAAAUAGUUAAUAUAUUAAGAAAAUUAUAAGAAAUAAAAGUCAUCAAGAAAACUUUGUUAAGCAAAGAAUAAUAAAUUUUAUUGAAAAAUUUUCGAUACUAAAUAGGCUAAAAGGCUUUCUUGUUUUAAAAAAAAAAUUAAACUGAAAAUGUAUAGAAUAUCAUUCUUUAAAACGAUUAAGAUAAUCUCAAUUUCAAUCCAGAUUUAGUGCCUUCAAUGAUUUCAUAAAAAGGUAACUUUCAAAAAGAUUUUUUUAACUCUUGUGAUUAAAUUUAAGUGAUUAAUUCCUUAAAUGAAUGUGAUAUAUAAGAGCCAUCACCACAAAAACUUAAAAUCUGA
Molecule: messenger RNA, 1708 nt
Organism: Paramecium octaurelia
Lineage: Eukaryota; Ciliophora; Oligohymenophorea; Peniculida; Parameciidae
Source: the annotation of a GenBank genome assembly